AUUGGCGUCGUCAGCAGCUAGCUAGCUACGUACGUAUACUCAUUGCCGUCGUCAGCAGCUAGCAUUCAUUGGUAAACACCUCUACUACGAGUAAAAUAAUGGCAACGCCGAAUGAUACAGGAAAGCAGCGAUUCGAGAAACCUUUGGAUCAGGACUGUGCUCAAAAUUUGGAUAUUAUAACAGCUUUGCGCAAGAAAGAGGAAGGGGAAAAAGUAUUUCGAAACAACCCGGAUUCGGGUUCUGAAGGCACGCCGUCUCCAACAGAAGAAACUAGCGGUGCCGGAUCUCCUCCACAGCAUUAUAAGGUAGAAUAAUCUCUGUAUAGUGACUGUAUUUUUACCUAAUGGUGUCUCAUUCCAAGAUUAUUAAUGAUCCCAUCCAUGGCCACAUUCAAUUAGACAGCAUCUUGAUAAAAAUCAUUGACACCCCGCAAUUCCAGAGGCUGAGGGACAUAAAACAAUUAGGGUGUACAUAUAGAGUAUUCCCUGGAGCCUCUCAUAAUCGGUUUGAACACGCCAUUGGGGCCUGUCACUUGGCUGGAGAAUUGGUUGAAGUUAUUAGGAAUUUACAAACAGACGUCUAUACUGGGAAUAUGCCAAUCGUUACGCCAGUUGAUGCUCUGUGUGUAAAAAUUGCUGCCCUUUGCUACAACUUGGGGUAUGGACCUUUCUCUCACGUGUUUGACGAGAUGUGUGCAGAGAAAAUUUCAGGGUGGAGCGUUGAAAAGGCAUCUGUUGUGAUGUUUCAAUGCAUUAUAAAUGCCAAUGAAAACGAGAAACUAAGGAGGUCUCUGAGGCAGUUGGAGGUCAAUGAUGCUGAACUAAGAUUUAUUGAAGCACUUAUAGACCAAAGUCUUCCCUAACCCAAGAGAUGGAAAAGAAGGCGUUUCUGAGGAAGGUGGUGAGAGACCCAGAGACCAGUAUUGAUGCUGUAACAAUGGACUCAAUUGCUCGGGACAGCUAUCUUCUUAACAUUCCCAGCAGCUUCGACCACAAACGAUUAGUGAAGUUUGUUAGAUUAAACAAGAAAAGAGGCAGUGAGGAGUAUGUUCUUUGCUACCGGGAAAUAGAAGCUCAUGAUCUGUACUCCAUGUUUCUGAGUCGCCUCAGCCUCCAGACAAAAGCAUACAAACACAAGACAGUGCAGCUCUUGGAAUGGAUGUUGAGGCAAGCACUUGAGAAAGCAGAUGAAGUUCUAGAGUUGACUGAAACAGCACGUGGGUUGCUCAGUGACGAGGAGGCUGUGAGGAAGGCAGCAGCCGUGAAGUAUACACGACUCACUGACUAUGUGAUGGAUCGAAUCAUGGAGAGCGGGGAGCCAUCUUUGAGAGACUUCAAAGGAAAAUGUGGGCAGACGUUCAACACAGAAAGCUGUUGAAGUUUAUCGGUACAGUUCAGACUGUCUCAACUGGACAAGAUCCAGAUACCCAAACCUUUCAGUCAAAACUGAGGCAGCUACAGAGUGAUGCUAGCCAGAGAGAUUCUCUGAAAAGCUGCGAAAUUGAUCGUCAAGUACAACUUUGGAACCGAGCUGUGUGAGAAUCCAGUUGAACACGUAUUUUUCUACUACAAAAGUGCCCCGUCUGUCCCAGUGACACUCAAAAGAGAGAAAGUGUCCAAGAUACUCCCGGCUGUAUUUACCGAGGUUGCUCUUCGCGUGUAUCAUAAACGUUCACAUGAUCUGUCUACCUAUACCAGCGUUGCCAGGGAGUUUCAAGGACUGAUUGCAGAGAAGUAUUCACAAAGCCUGAAAUGGACGGGGGUUCUCCCACAAAGUUCACCGCCAACUCCGGAGCCAACUGCCAGCCAUGCAGGAAGCCCUUAAAACUGAAGUGUGAUAACUUUUUGGAUGUUUGUGAACAUUUUUAUCCCAUUGUAUAGCUAAGUAUAAUAAUCACUACAAAAUCACUUUAAAGGGUGAUGAUGAUAUAUAAGAGUGUAACUACAAAACUUAUU
Messenger RNA from Geodia barretti, 1955 nucleotides. NCBI's taxonomy places the organism in Eukaryota, Metazoa, Porifera, Demospongiae, Tetractinellida, Geodiidae. The record is from the annotation of a GenBank genome assembly.